AUGGGAUCCCCGCCCUCAGCAGCCGUCCCCACCGCGCACGCGCUGCCCAACCACGCAUCUGCUGGUCGCCUUUCGCGGCUGAGCGGAAUGCGCAUCCACGACAUGCACGAGCACCCUCCAGCUCACUGGCCCGGCGCGCCUCGAUCCCGCGCAGUGUUGCCUGUGGCCGCCCUGAUUGCCUUCGCCAGGGUGCUGGUCUCCGUCUUACUUCUUGCAGCUCUAGCCCUGCCAACCGCUUCUGCGAAUCGAGCCCCAGCCGGACCCCGCGAGUUGGCUGUGCGUGCAGACAAUGCCUCCUCUCAAUUGGCCGUGCUCGAGGUCGACCCACCGGUGUUGGUGCCGCCGCAGCCCGCCUGCCAGCAGACGUUGAUGGUCCAUGUCUUUGCCUACAGCUACGGCACUCCCUUUGUUGGCACCUACGUCCCGCCUGCAUGCGACUUUAACCGGGCCACGUUCAACCUGACCGUCACGUCGCGGGGUCGGCAGUUUGACCGACUGGCUCUGAUGUAUUUUAACGACACCGAGAUAUUCCGGACCUCAACUGCCGAGCCAACGACCAAUGGCAUCCGGUGGACUUACAUCAAGGACAUGUCAGCUUUUGUGCCACUGCUCCGAGAGCCUCAGAAAAUCAUCUUCGACCUGGGAAACCUGAUCGAUGACACGUACACUGGCUCGUUCAACACGACACUGACCGCCUCAUUCUAUGCAGACCCUGAGUCGUCGUUCGCGCCAGCAGAUGUCGUCUUACCCGUUUCAGCCCGCAGAUCCUCGACCGACGGCGCUAGUGCAUUCAAUCUGCCGGCUGACAACGCAACCAAUGCGCUAUCUCUCCCACGGAACGUCGAGCGCGCCAUCUUUUCCAUCUCGGCCAACGGACAGUCCACCGAGGAGUUCUGGUGGGCCAACGUGCUGUCCUCUGACGUCUCCGCUUUUGGCUCCGAGACCACCCUGUACGGCUUCUCGCCUUGGCGCGAAGUGCAACUUUACAUUGAUGGCGUCCUGGCCGGAGUUGUGUGGCCAUUUCCGAUCAUUUUUACUGGCGGUGUCGCUCCUGGCUUCUGGCGUCCGAUUGUCGGCAUCGACGCAUUCGACCUUAAAGAGGACCAAAUCGAUAUCACUCCAUGGCUACCGCUUCUUUGCGACGGUCUGGACCAUUCCUUUGAGAUCCGGGUGACUGGAUUAAACGAUACCGGUUCGGGAGAGGCCACCCCAAGCGGAAUCGUCGGUAGUUACUGGGUGGUAACAGGCAAGUUGUUUCUCUGGUUGUCCGGUAACGAGUCCGCUGUUACGACGGGCACUGCGCCCAGAGUCCUCGCCCCAGCACCCAGCAUUUCUGUCAGCUCGAUUGCCAGGGGUUUGGGUGCAAAUGGGACUAACGCAACCCUUGACUACGCCGUCGCCGUAUCUCGUCACUUCAGCGUUAGCAGCACAGUCGUGACUUCCGCGGGCGCAAGUAAUGUGAGCUGGACGCAGACACUAGCCUUUUCCAACAUUGGGAAUUUCUCCGACGCGGGGAACGUCCAGGUCACCAACCAGAAAACCACCGGCCUUGACCGAGCUGCGAUCGACAAGUUGUCCAGCACAUUUGAGCGCACCUACUCCUACCCCCUGUGGGCCUACACCGCAUAUGCCGAGGCUGGCUCCAACUUCUCUAUAGACGCUGCCCUUGACCGCGGCAAGUAUGUUUCCACUAUCGGAGUAUCUGCAUUCCCGCUCGGGAUCGAAGACUACAAUACCAGCGCGACGGGUACCAUCCUCACGGACCGCCAGAAUGGAACCGCGACGUACCUUUCUGUCUCUUCACCGAGCUCGCAGAGCUUCAGCAGCGGGACGACGGAGCAGGACCUGACUUUUGCCGCCGCGAACAACCUUCAAGGGGAGGGUGAAGAGUUGCUCUACAAAAGACACAUUGUUGCGAGCAACGGGACCGUUGUACGCGAUGACGAGGGGCUGUAUGGUAAUGGUGGCAGAAUCAAAACCGAAACUUCUUGGAUGAGUCCGGUAGGCGUGACGCAGGAAGUUCUGGUAAAGGGUUACGGUUCCAAGAGUGUACAAGAGGUGCUUGGAAGGGGGCCCCGGGCGGUCUCCCAUUCGUUGUCUUCGGUGGGGCUGGCGAGCGAGCUGAGGUAA
This is a messenger RNA of Lasiodiplodia theobromae, 2130 nucleotides long. RefSeq names its product Peptide-N4-(N-acetyl-beta-glucosaminyl)asparagine amidase A. The record is from RefSeq and is a predicted model, not a curated record. Bases 1 to 2130 code for a protein of 709 amino acids. The transcript has 2 exons. NCBI's taxonomy places the organism in Eukaryota, Fungi, Ascomycota, Dothideomycetes, Botryosphaeriales, Botryosphaeriaceae.